AUGGAUAGGAUUAGAGGUUUGUUGAAAUUGUCUGCACUUGCAUUUGUUUUGUUCGUAGGUUUAGCUUCCAUUUCAUUGCCAAGAGCUCGGGGAUGGAGCAAGGAGGGUCAUAUAAUGACUUGUCGGAUUGCGCAGAAUCUUUUAGGGCCCGAGGCAGCACAUGCUGUAGAAAACUUGUUACCUCACGAUCUCAAUGGUGACUUAUCGGCUCUCUGCACAUGGCCUGACCAAAUCCGGCAUUGGUAUAGAUACAGGUGGACUAGCCCACUUCACUUCAUUGACACACCAGACAAAGCCUGCACAUUUGAUUAUUCAAGGGAUUGUGUGAAAGAUGCUUGUGUUGAUGGUGCCAUCCAAAAUUUUACAUCUCAGCUCUUGCACUACAGGGAGGGCACUGCAGAUCGUCGAUAUAAUUUGACAGAAGCCUUGCUAUUCUUGUCCCAUUUCAUGGGAGAUAUUCAUCAGCCAAUGCAUGUUGGAUUCACUAGCGAUGAAGGAGGAAACACCAUUGAUUUACGCUGGUAUAGACACAAAUCUAAUCUUCACCAUGUAUGGGAUAGGGAGAUAAUUCUUACAGCUCUAAAAGAUUUCUAUGACAAGGACAUGGAUCUCUGGCAAAAAGACAUAGAGGGGAACUUCACUGAUGGAAUAUGGUUUGAUGACGUAGCCUCAUGGAAAGAUUGUGGUGAUAUCCUUUCAUGUCCAGACAAGUAUGCCAAAGAGAGCAUAAACAUAGCUUGCAAAUGGGGUUACAAAGGCGUCAAGGAAGGUGCAACUCUAACAGAUGAUUACUUCGAUUCAAGGAUGCCAAUUGUCAUGAAACGUAUUGCUCAAGGCGGAGUUCGCUUAGCCAUGUUCUUGAAUCAGAUUUUUGGGGAUACUGAAGAAGGGUUAGCGUCACCAACAUAA
Dovyalis caffra is the source of this 909-nucleotide messenger RNA. NCBI's taxonomy places the organism in Eukaryota, Viridiplantae, Streptophyta, Magnoliopsida, Malpighiales, Salicaceae. The record is from the annotation of a GenBank genome assembly.